AUGUUAAAAUCAUUAUUUAGAGGAAAGAAUCUAUCAUCAGCAUCAGGUCAUUCAGCACAUCAUGGAAUUACCUGUGAUCAUCAUUUGGCGCGUGAAAUUACUUAUAAUAACUUACGUCCGAGUAUCCCAAUUUAUGUACCAGAUUUAGUUACAGAAUUAAUUUGUAAAUGUUGGGAUACUAACCCGAAUAAAAGACCAUCUUCUGAAGAAAUAUGUGAUAUUAUAAGUGACAUGUUGAGCAAUGAAUCUGCUGAAUUUGCUACGCAAUUGAAAAGAGCUGAUGGCAAAGCGCUUGAAAAUUUAAUGGUAUCCGAUAUAUCAGCACCGUCUCAUUUCGGGACACAAAUUACAUCAGCUAAUCAUUCUAAACAUAGAUAUGUGGAUUCUGAUAAUUGUAAAUCAUUCAUUAAUAAUCUUGAAUCUGCAGGAUUAGAUACUGUUACGCAACUGAAAAGAGUUGAUAAAUUGCUUGAAAAUUUAAUGAUAUCCGACAUAUCGACACCAUCUCAUUCAACAUAUAGAUAUGUGGGUUCUGAUAAGCAAAACCAUCUAAGUAAUAAUUGCAUUUAUUAUUAA
This is a messenger RNA of Dentiscutata erythropus, 576 nucleotides long. The record is from the annotation of a GenBank genome assembly. Lineage: Eukaryota; Fungi; Glomeromycota; Glomeromycetes; Diversisporales; Gigasporaceae.